AUGAAAAGUGUAAUACUAUUACUUCUUUUAAUCAGUUUAUUGGCUGUAUCACAAGUAUCAGCUAUGAAUACAGUCAAUUGUACCAAUGUAAAUGGAGACAACUUUUUCAACAAGUGUAUGAUGAACAAUGAGAAUGUACUACCAUUGAUGGCAAACUUUAUCAUGCAGUUUGUCAAUCCACGUACCGUUGCCUACACUGUCACCAGCUUGUUGUUGAUUCUACCAGCAAUGUUUUUGGUCGGUGCCUCUCCAUCGGUCUAUCCAGCACUCAAGAACAAGUAUGUAUCGAUGCGUAUCACCAUCGUACACAUGCUUCAUCGUGCUGCCUAUCCAUUGGUACUUGGUGUUGGUCUCUAUGCAAUCUUUCGUCAACGUCGUCCAUGUGAAUGUAAUGGUGUUCAUGUUGGUAGUUAUUAUGGUAUGCCAUCUGGUGAUGCCAUGGCAGGAGGUAUUUUAGGUGCCUUUUUAAUUGAUUCUGCACCAUUUUAUCCACUCUUUGCUAGAGUUGCAGGUGUCUUGUUGAUGGCUUGCGUUUGUUUUGAACGUACCAUCUUGGGUUUCCAUACUGUUGGUCAAGUCCUCACUGGUACAUCUAUUGGUUUCUUCCUUCAUUUCUAUUCAACUCGUGUUCCACAAUGGGUACUCAUCAUUGAUAUCAUUGCUCAAUGGGUUCUUUCAAUCCUUGCUUUACAAUUGGAUAAGGAUUUAGUUUAUGCUUCAAAUGAUCCAAAUAAUUUAUGGGUAUGGUUUGUUUGGGGUUUAUCAUUCCAAAUUUUAGUGUUGUUCCAUUUAUUCAGACUUGGAAAGAAUCCAUUGACUGGAUGGAGUAUUCUUAAAAAGAGUUACAAUGCCAUGUCAAAACCAGAUUUAAAUAUUCAAGCAGAAGCUCAUGAUCAAUUAUUAUCAUUCUCUAUUAGUCCAGUAUGUUAUAUCACAAUCAAAAUGAGUAGAACAAGUGACGAUGAAGAAUCAAGAGAAAGAUUAAAUAGAAGAAUUGUUAUGGAUUCUGACAUUGUUUUCACAGUAAUUGCAUUUAUUCCAUUCUUGGCAGUUAACUUUAUCUCUUAUUGUAUGCAAAAUUGGAAUUGGAUGGUUAGAACCAGUUCCUCUGCCAAUGGAGGUACUCACAUGUAA
Molecule: messenger RNA, 1134 nt
Organism: Cavenderia fasciculata
Lineage: Eukaryota; Evosea; Eumycetozoa; Acytosteliales; Cavenderiaceae
Product: phosphoesterase
Exons: 4
Coding region: 1-1134 (377 amino acids)
Molecular function (GO): sphingosine-1-phosphate phosphatase activity
Source: RefSeq, a predicted model, not a curated record